Molecule: messenger RNA, 1162 nt
Organism: Hymenoscyphus albidus
Lineage: Eukaryota; Fungi; Ascomycota; Leotiomycetes; Helotiales; Helotiaceae
Source: the annotation of a GenBank genome assembly
AUGCUUGAUAGUAUCAAGCAGAAUCCCGUGGGAUGUGGCUGUCCACGAGGAAACUGCCCCCUUCGCCGCGAUAUAAGCUCCCCACCACCCAAUAACGAAUUCUACCUCCCACUUAGCGAUACAGAGCGCAUCAAAGCAGACCGUGUCUUGAAUCUGGAUUUGGGAGAGAAUCUUGUGGGAAAGUUGGAUGAUCGUUCUUGGAUCGCCGCAGUCGCAAAGGUGCACGAAAAUGGCCAAAUAGAGCUUCUCCAAGGACCUCCGGUAUUGCUCGUGACACAUCCGUUGAAUCUAGAGGACUACCGUUGGCUUGCGAAUUUGGAUCGAAUCCUCUAUGAACGAAUUUGGGAGAACUGGGGCUGGGAAUUCGUAGAACCGAGUCCUGGCGCCGACGACGACGCAGCAGAAACCGAAAUCGAAGACGAAAACGAACCCCCUGAGCACGCUGAAGAAGCUCAUGAUAACGGUGAAAGCCCUUCUGACAACAGUGAGACUGUUAAUAUCCUACAUAUUCAUGUUCCCUGGACCACUGAAUUGACUUCCAAGCACCUCAUGGUUUACUAGUAAGGAUUUCUUUCAUUUCUACCUUUUCAAAACAGCCCUGAAAAGUGACGUACUAAAAAAACGAAGUCUAGUACACCACGCGCUCCGAAUGGCCGAUUGCGAGUUCUGGAGCAGAAGCAGCGAAGCUAUUUACCGAGAACACUUCCCAUACGACACCACGCCGCGACUUCACCUCAUUACAACCAGAGUGUAUAACAUCGUCGAAAGACUCAAGGUUUCCGAUUUAGAUGCUGACAAUCAAGAGUGUCUUAUUUGCAAAGAGGAAUUUACAUUAGACGCAGAUGCUAUCGAUGAGUACCCGAUGGAUGGCCCCGAAUGUCCUUUUAGACUACCUUGUAACCACUGCUAUGGUCAUUCAUGCUUAUUGAAGUGGCUUAAUGUUGAGUAUGAGGACAACAAUCCUUUGAGAAUUCGGGUUUGUACUCUGUGCAACAAGGACUUUGAUGUUGUUCGUCCGUCGGUUCCGUGGGAGGAGCCAGGUGUGCCUGAAGUGAUUGUAGUGGACGCACCUGACCCACUUCAAGUCGAAGAUCCUGCUUUAGUUGAAUAUAUCAACAAGAAUGCUUCUCAUUGGUGGAUGACGUUGUUAAGAGGUGCUUAG